AGUAAAACGGGGCGUUGUGGAGAUUGACCACGUCCAUUCGUGGAUAAACUCUUUUUAAAGACGUAGGAUACCGUAAUGUAAGAAAAAGAAGACCUUAAAGAAAAACAGGAAACAGUUUGUUGAUUGGAGCGUUCACAGCAAUGGGCAUCGACAGACGGCUUUGUGCAAAGGUUCGAAGACUUCCAAGAUAAACGGGAAUUUAUUUAUUUUGCCAUCCAAAGAUUUGAGGGGGGUGGGGGUGUACCGCUCAUGCGUGGAACUUGUUGGGAGUUUCCCUUUUUAACGAGGAAAUGUUAGUAGCUUCACUUGCAAAAAGCAAACGGUACAAGUAACAUUACUCCGUCCAAACGGGAGAGGACUUAUUUGUUUUUUGGAGGGAAGGACAUGGCCAAAUUGUUCCGUGCUGCUAUAAUGGGUCCUCCGGGAUCAGGGAAAGGAACCAUAUCGGAGAGGAUUGCGCAAAGCUUCGGCCUUCAGUAUUUAUCCAGUGGUCACUUUUUACGAGAGAGCAUAGCAGCUAAUACAGAGGCAGGAGUGCAAGUAAAGACAUAUGUGGAGAAAGGUAUGCUCGUGCCUGAUCAUGUGAUGACCAGGCUGAUGAUGCCCAGACUGGAACACAUGAGUGGUCAAAGCUGGCUUUUAGAUGGUUUUCCACGGACACUUGCACAGGCCCAAUCCCUGAACAAUUUGUACCAGCUUGACUUGGUAAUCAGUCUCAACAUCCCUUAUGAGACUCUUAAAGACAGACUGAGUGACCGCUGGAUCCACCCAGGCAGUGGCCGAGUUUACAACAUGGGCUUCAACCCACCCCGAGUGCAGAGCAAAGAUGACAUCACCGGGGAGCCCCUGAUUCAGCACGACGAUGACAAACCAGAAGCUUUGAUGACCAGACUGAGACAUUACAAAGAUGUGGCGAAGCCCGUCAUUGACUUAUACAAGUCACAAGGAAUCCUGCACUCAUUUUCUGGUACAGAAACAGAUCGGAUUUGGCCUUACAUCAACUCUCUCCUCAGCACCAAGAUACACACACAGCCAGUCGAUGCCCAUCAAAGCCAGGUUCAUCACUAACAGUGGAGUUGAGAAAUGGCAGGAUGCAAUCUUUUUUUCACCUAAUUGUCAUUUGAAGUUUUUGCAAAUUUUGUUGUGUAAAAUUUGAGGUAUGCAUGUGGAUGUUUGCAAUAAUAUAACAAAAUUGUAUUUAGUGACUAGCUAACCUGAUCAAUAGAAGCUAUUCUAUACAAACUCAGAUUUUUACUUGCAACAUGCACAGUCCCACUACAAAGCAUAUAAAUUGACGCUACGUGCAAACAGAACAGCAGAUUACAAGAAGGAAAAGGAGAGAAAUAAGUCAACUGUAAAGGAAGAAUUUCCUUUGCAGUAUACACUGUCUGGCACUACCUAUGCAGUAUGUUCAUUAAGUCAGACUAAUAAAAUGGUUUGUCAAAGACAAGAAAAGCGUUGCGUAGUGGUGAGGAUAAUCAUUCGAAAGUUGAAUUUGGAGGUGAACUAAAGUAAUCCAGUAUAUACUAAUAUGGCAUUGUAAUCCCUCAAGAAUCUCAACUCAUAACUGUUUUAAAAUCCCUAAAGCACUUUCCCUGACAUACAGUACAGUAAUAAUCCCUGAAAAGUAGAAGAAAAUAGGUUACGAUAUAUAGAGAGCUCACAAAUACCCUGGAAGGACAGUACAAACAGGGACCUAAUAUAUGCAUAUAUUUAAAUACAGUGGAACAUUUAAGACCGAACAAAAUGUUCACCGGAAUAUGGGUCAACCGAUUAGUUAAAAUUUCAAAUCAAUUUGUCCCAUUAGAAAUUCAAUUUAAAUAAUAUAUUCCAGGGCAAGACUGUUAAUGUGGCUAUUAUUUAGCAGUUAGCAGUCAUACAAAAAUAAAUUGUUUAUCAUCCAAAGAAGUGGGGAGGGAGGCUUGCUAAAUGGAGUCCAACCUAUUAAUAAUGUGUUUUUUUUUUUUUUUACAUUCUCAACUGUCAUACACGUGAAAAUUAUUUACCAUAUGUUAUAUACUGAACAUGAUGAUGUGGACGGGGUGUUGAACAUGCAAAGGGAGAAGGGAGUUGCUUCACCAACACAGCUGAUUUAUGCAGCAUGUAUUCUUUUAUAAUUUUAAUGAUGUUUCUUUAGCCAUAUUACAUGGUAGAGCAGCAUAGACAAAGAUACAUGUGCCACUUUUGCUGCACCACUGCUACAUCGCAAUAAAUUCCCUUUCCUGUUCUAUCGUCACUGUCUCACACACACACACACACACACACACACAGAGACAUUUCCUCUUUGCACCCUAAUGUGGCAACCCAAAAAAGUCAAACAUGCAAAAACAUGGAGUUAAGCCUUUAGACGCUCACUAAAAUGAAGAGUUGUGCGAUAUGCUUGGCACUCAUCUAACGUUGGUCAAAAUGAUGGCCUGAUCUGAGUUAUUGUGCAACUUGAUGCAUUUUUUUUUUUUCCCCUGUAAAAAUGUUGGUGGGUUUUCAAAUUGUGUCACCUUCAGGGUGUUUGAAUUUGGAGUUUCCACUGUGAAGCAAAAGGUCUGUGUCUGUCCUCUCUCUCUUGAAUUGAAACUUAACAUUAUUGGGGUCAUUUUUAGAUUUGCCGUACAGUAUAUGCUGUGCAAUGCAAACUAGGCAGCUGCUUCGUAAUUGUGCCGGAGAACCAGUUACUGAGUUCAUUGUUACUAUUCUGCUCUAUUAUUUUAAUGUUGAAAGGUGUAUUCGUCUGUUAAAACGAAUAACAUAUACAUGCUUCCAUAUGAUGUUUGUGCUGCAAAUCAAUUCCAAAAACGCCUCAGUGUAACUACAGUGCCCCUUGUUGCUUAGAUGAAAACCUAAACACAGACGAUAGAGUCCCUUGAUUGCUGUUUCACAUGAUGUGUAAUAACCAUCACGCUGCUGUUCACGUUCAGGUAAUCACAGUUGCUCAGUGUUCCCCUGCCAGUUUCAGAUAUCUUUGUUCCACACCUGUGGACACACUCAUAAUAUCUUGAAUGAAAAUUGCGGAUCUCCUUCCCUGAACCAGAUGUCUGUCACAGUAUCCAAGACUGACCUGUGAGAGCCAGAAGAAGAAAUACAAGAAGUUAAGCUUACUGUUUGCAAACUAUUCUCCUUGUUGUUUCCAUGGUGAUAAAUAGCUUCAGUAUACAAACAACACAACCGGUCGAUCCUCUGUUUGUGUCUGGCAACAGCAUGCACUUCCGGUCGUGAAACGUAACGGUAGCCAAUUGGGUACCGUUUUGUUUCAUAUCACAAUCACAGUCUGUGGCUCGGCCAAACUCGGUGAUGACCACACGUAAGGAUUUGCAAUUGUAAAUAUCGAACGGGCUUAGCACUGACCGUUUUCAGAGCAGAUGGAGGAGGAAAAAUCACUCUAUAGACAUACCGUAGAACAUUCGCUCAGGAUAAUCACUGUCACAGACAUCUGACAUCCGGGCCUUUACUGAUUUGAUUUGUGGGAGGGAUUUUUGCCCAGUUGUCAAUAUCUGUGUGCCAUGCUUUAGGUGACAAUGUACAUAGGUACUUCUGUUAACAUUCUGAAGAUAGUUCCUUGUAGUUACUUCCAAUAUGAUUCAUCCAUUUUUGUUUUACACUUUUUUUUUUUUUUUUUUUUUUUAAUUAUUUACAGAAACUGUUAACAAUGGGGAUUUGUUGGGAGUGUAAGUUUCAUAUGGCCACGCCUGAGCUGCAUCUAUGUAGUCUUCAUGUGGUUUGACAGCUUUGUUUGGACAGGAAGCUGAGUGGGUGUGGUGUAAAAGUUCUCAGGUGGUCAUGAUCACACCCCAUUGCUUUUGUGUAAGACGUUUCUUUUCACGACACCAUUUGAAUACAAAUUCUGCUCUAUCUUGUUACAAAUACAAUA
Messenger RNA from Phycodurus eques (leafy seadragon), 3862 nucleotides. It is a transcript of the gene ak4, whose product is annotated as adenylate kinase 4. Gene Ontology annotation, biological process: nucleobase-containing compound metabolic process. The record is from RefSeq and is a predicted model, not a curated record. The coding region runs from base 385 to 1068 and encodes 227 amino acids. Gene Ontology annotation, molecular function: AMP kinase activity; ATP binding; nucleoside diphosphate kinase activity. The transcript has 6 exons. Gene Ontology annotation, cellular component: mitochondrion; cytoplasm. Lineage: Eukaryota; Metazoa; Chordata; Actinopteri; Syngnathiformes; Syngnathidae.